This is a messenger RNA of Punica granatum (pomegranate), 2794 nucleotides long. The record is from RefSeq and is a predicted model, not a curated record. Lineage: Eukaryota; Viridiplantae; Streptophyta; Magnoliopsida; Myrtales; Lythraceae.
AGUCAGAAGGAAACAGCAGGGGAAGAAGAGAACUAUGGGGUCGCCAGUUGCUAGAGAGCUCUUUUCGCAUAAUGCAAAGGCAGGCCAUAGCCAGGCCAUUUGCCUGUUACAUGCCCCGAAGUCGUCGAGUGGGAUCUUCUUCGGGGACGACCCUCUGGACAAGAUCUUCGUGCUGUUCAUGGUGCAGAUGAUAGUGAUGAGCUUGGCCUCUAGGUUGGUUUACUUACUUCUCCGGCCUCUCAAGCAGCCCAAGUUUGUAUGCAACACUCUGGCGGGGAUUCUGAUAAGUCCUUACAUUACAGGCCGCAGGUAUAUCCUCCAAAAACACCCCUUCCCAAGAUAUGAGAUCAUAGUGCCCAAAGUUUAUGCUUAUUUUGGGAUGACCUACUUCCUCUUCCUCGUCUCGGUCAAAAUGGACUUGACUGUCAUCCGGAAGAACAUAAAGAAUGCGACCAUCAUCGGGUUCUCGAGCAUAUUGGGGUCCUUCAUAGUGGUGCUCGGCAGUUUGCUGGCCCUGCACCCCGAAGAUAUUCCCAAGGGUUUCCCUCAGUGCUUGAUGGCAGUCUUCCUGUCAUUGACCCGGUUCCCUAACGUGGCCUACACGUUCGAUGAGCUCAACAUCCUGGCCUCGGAUCUGGGUCAGCUUGCCAUGUCAUCCUCGAUGGUGAGCGAGUUCUUCUCAUGGUUGUGGAUCGUGAUCAGGAUAUACUACAGGCAGACCCUGAGCAUGCACUCCACCGGGGCCAUCCUGUCCACCAUAUUCUUUAUCACGUUCGUUCUCUUCGCGCUGCGACCCCUGAUACAAGCGCUGGUCAAGAAAGCCCCGGAGGGGAAGCCUGUUCAGGAGGUCUUUGUCGUGAUGAUCCUGGUUGGGGCACUACUGGGGGCCCUGCUUUCUGACUUCAUCGGCGCUCUUCAGAUAGGCGUCCUCUUUAUGGGUCUGGUAAUUCCCAGCGGACCUCCUCUAGGAUCCACUUUGAUCGAUAAGGCUGAGUUCAUCGUCAUGGAGAUCAUUUUCCCUAUGUUCUAUGUCGUUAUCGGGGCCGAAGUGGAUUUGGCCUCGGUAGGUUUGGAGGAUCUGGAACAAAUAUUGCCAGUGGUCUUCGUGGGGCUCAUAACAAAGUUCGCAGCAGGCAUGGGGGCCGCAUUGUUCUGCAGGCUCAAGUUACAGCACGCCAUGCUGCUCGGCCUAAUGUUAAACGUAAAAGGCCCUUUCGAUCUAUACACCUUCCUCAAGUGGCUUAGAGUAAAAGAAAUUGGGGGGAGACACUUCACUGUAUUAGUGAUAUCUCAGCUGGUAAUAACAGCGAUAGUCGCGCCUCUGAUAGACAUCAUGUACGGGUCGUACGUGCGAAUAAAUGCCGCCUCUGUUGAUAAGAGUAACAUGAGGGGGCUUCAUGUAACACCGAGGAACCACGAGCUGAAAGUCCUAUGCUGCAUCUACAACGAGGAGAAUGUCCCAGGCAUGGUCACGCUCCUCGAGGCCAUGAACCCCACCGAGACAGCCCCGCUGUCUGUGCACAUUGUCCACCUCCGAGAUCUCAUCGGGCGAGCUACCCCGAUGCUGGUCCCUUACGGGGACCAGCUCCGAAGGGUGAAAUCCAAACGGUCUUCCCACAUCAUGCAGGCAUUCGACAAUUACCUCAAUAACUCGAACGGCGCGAUAAAAGCGAGGGCCUACAGCGUGAUCGCACCCUUCAAGAACAUGCACGAGUACAUCUAUCGACUCGCCCAGGACGAGCUCAUCCCCCUAAUCAUCCUUCCGUUCCAUCAGAUGAUGACAGACAUCGACCAUGCGGAAGCCACCUCUUUGCGAAACUUUAACAUUAAAGUCCAGGAGCACGCCCCCUGCACGGUCGGGAUACUCGUGGACAAGGCCGUCAGCGACAGCAUGAGCCGCACAACGUUCCAGUACAGCAUCGGGGUGAUCUUUGUCUCUGGAGCCGACGACCGGGAGGCCCUGUCCCUGGCCAUCCGCAUGUCAGGCCACCCGAUGGUCUCCAUCACUGUGCUUCGGCUCGUCAUCAAGAGUCAAGACAUGGAUAGCAUCAACGUGUUAGAAAAAAGGCUCGACAUCCAACUGAUCGAGGAGUUUAAGCUCAAUACCGUUAAGAACGAGCGCUCCACGUACCUGGAAAUAGCAGUACAGGAUACCGAGCAGGGAUUCGCCCAGAUCCGCUCUCUAAGGGGCAAGCACAAUCUCAUAAUCGUGGGGCGUAAAAGAAAGGGGGCGAUGUCGGUGUUCGACGAGCAAAUGCUCAACUGGAGCGAGAAUCCGGAGCUCGGGGUCAUCGGUGAUUAUGUCUCGUCGGCAGACUUCUGUCACGGACAGACUUCGGUGUUGGUGAUGCAACACUAUAGUGAUGAUAUUAAAGGGUCGGGUCGUUAUAUCUGCGGGGACUACGAAGGAGAAUACCUCCUCCGGAGAUCAGUUUGUUGAUGACAAGCAACCCAAGGGCGUUGAUUUGGAAGAUUCAUCCUGUAUAGCAUAGCCAGCCCAAAUAUUUCUAAUCUGUACAUAGUCUCAAAUGCUAACGUUAAUUAGUUCGAACUUUUAUGCGACGUAAUUAGACUGCCCGGUAUGACCCGGGACGAGAAUUAAGUUCCUUAGAAUAUAUUUCUGAUCCAAUACAACCCAAAAGAGUUUCUGUUAUUCGGUUAAUUGAACCGAAAAAUUCGAGACUUAUGGUUUGAUUAUCUUUUUUUGAAAACAGUAAUUUCCAUAUGGAUAUGAUUUCGAAAUACAACAAAAAAAAGAAAAAAUCAAAUUCACGGUUUCCGUUAUAACUGUCCU